Dovyalis caffra is the source of this 3174-nucleotide messenger RNA. Lineage: Eukaryota; Viridiplantae; Streptophyta; Magnoliopsida; Malpighiales; Salicaceae. The record is from the annotation of a GenBank genome assembly.
AUGGAGAUAAUGAAAGUGUUAAUGGUGGUUUUGUUGUUGUUGCUGGGUGCUUCAUUAUUUGUGGUGGAAUCAAAGUACAUGGUUUAUAACACUUCACAAGGUACAGUGAGCGAUAAGAUCAAUGUUCACUUGGUUGCUCACACCCAUGAUGACGUUGGAUGGUUAAAGACUAUUGAUCAGUACUAUGUUGGUUCUAACAAUUCUAUCCAGGCUUUUUUCCAACGGUGGUGGGCAGAUCAGAGUGAGACUAUGCAGCAUGUAGUCAAGGAACUCGUUAGCUCCGGUCAACUAGAAUUCAUAAAUGGGGGUAUGUGCAUGCACGAUGAAGCAGUGACACAUUAUAUUGACAUGAUUGACCAAACAACUCUUGGGCAUCGGUUUAUCAAAAAGGAUUUUGGUGUAACUCCAAGAAUUGGUUGGCAAAUUGAUCCUUUUGGUCAUUCUGCAGUGCAGGCUUACUUGUUGGGAGCUGAAAUUGGAUUCGACUCUCUUUUCUUUGGCCGGAUAGAUUACCAAGACCGGGCCAAGCGUAAAAAUGAGAAAAGUCUUGAAGUUGUCUGGCAGGGUUCCAAGAGUUUUGGUUCGUCUGCACAGAUUUUUGCUGGUGCAUUCCCAAAAAACUAUGAGCCUCCUCCGGGUGGUUUCUAUUUUGAAGUCAAUGACCCUUCUCCUGUUGUUCAAGAUGACAUCAAUUUGUUUGAUUACAAUGUUCAAGAACGAGUCAACGACUUUGUAACUGCUGCAGUAUCACAGGCUAAUAUAACUCGAACAAAUCAUAUAAUGUGGACCAUGGGAACAGAUUUUAAGUAUCAGUAUGCGCAUUCGUGGUUCCGACAGAUGGACAAGCUGAUUCAUUAUGUCAACAUGGAUGGACGUGUUAAUGCUCUCUAUUCUACACCAUCCAUUUACACUGAUGCAAAACAUGCUACAAAUGAGCACUGGCCAGUAAAGACUGAGGAUUUUUUCCCAAUUCGAAGCAUGUGCUUCUCCAGCUAUGCAGAUCAUGCAAAUGCUUACUGGACUGGAUACUUUUCAAGUCGACCUGCCUUGAAACGCUAUGUCAGGAUGAUGAGUGGCUACUACUUGGCUGCAAGACAAUUAGAGUUUUACAAUGGGAGGAGCAAUACAGGACCAAACACAGACUCAUUGGCAGAUUCUCUUGCCAUUGCUCAGCAUCAUGAUGCUGUUACUGGUACAGAAAAGCAACAUGUGGCUGAUGAUUAUGCAAAACGACUGUCGAUUGGCUACACGGAGGCUGAAAAGUUAGUUGCAUCUUCACUCGGUUGCUUGGUGGAGUCAGCAUUGCAUACAGGAUGUCAGAGGUCAACUACUAAAUUUCAACAGGCAAAAACUCAUAAUCUCUUCAGCUUGAUUAGCCUAAAAUUUGAUGUCUUGUUGCUAUGCCCACUUCUGAAUAUAAGUUACUGUCAUGCAUCAGAAGUAGAUCUAUCUCAAGGGAGAAACUUGAUUGUUGUUGUCUACAAUUCACUUGGGUGGGCGAGAGAUGAUGCAAUUAAAAUUCCUGUCCUCGAUGAAAAUGUUAUUGUGCAUGAUUCUGAGAAAAGAGAAAUUGUGUCACAAAUUAUUCCAAUAGCAGAUGCCUUUGUGGGCUUGAGGAACUCGUAUGUUAAUGCAUACUUGGGUAGAACCCCAGCAGUGACGCCUAAGUAUUGGCUUGCGUUUACAGUUUCUGUUCCACCUUUUGGUUUCAGCACCUAUUCCAUCUCAAGUGUCAAAAGGGCAGGUGCUCAUUCUACUAAAUCAUCUGUAUACACAUUCAGAAAUGAGAAAUCUACCGUUGAAGUUGGCCAAGGAAAUUUGAAGCUUGUAUUUUCUGCAGAUCAAGUCAAGCAUCCUGAUUAUGUUAACAGCAGAAGCUUAGUUAAGGAAUCAGUUGAACAGUCAUUCAGUUUUUAUGCUGGAUACAAUGGAACUGGAAAUGAUAAAGAUCCACAGAAUGAUGGGGCAUAUGUCUUCCGUCCGAAUGGGACAUUUCCUAUAAAGCCUGAAGCCCAGGUUUGUGUUCUUUCUGAAGUUUUGGCGGUUCUGCUCUUUUCUCCUUCUUGGAUUAGGUCUAUGGUUGGAGGAAAUUUUACAUUUUCUUGGAAUGUAUUGGAGAGAUGUGAUUGUGACAAGAAAAUGUCAAAAACCCUUGUCAUUAUUAUUCCUCAGAAGAUCACCAGAUUAUACAAGGGGAGAGAGCAUGUUGAAGUUGAGUUUAUCGUAAGUGAAGUUGGGCCAAUACCCAUUGAAGAUGGAGUUGGAAAAGAAGUUGCAACUCAAAUCACAACAACCAUGGAAACCAAUAAAACAUUCUACACAGAUUCUAAUGGACGUGAUUUUAUCAAAAGGAUUCGUGAUUAUAGAGCAGACUGGGACCUGGAAGUGAAUCAACCAGCUGCUGGAAACUAUUACCCAAUUAACCUUGGAAUUUAUAUCCAAGAUGACAAGAAGGAAUUUUCAGUUCUGUUGGAUCGAGCACUUGGAGGAUCUAGUCUGGUGGAUGGACAAAUUGAGCUGAUGCUCCACAGGAGACUGCUACUAGACGAUUCCAAGGGUGUUGCAGAGAUUCUUAACGAAACAGUUUGUGUCCAUGAUCAAUGUAAGGGAUUGACGAUCCAAGGAAAAUACUAUUUCAGAAUUGACCCUAUUGGAGAAGGUGCUAAGUGGCGUCGCUCAUUCGGCCAGGAGAUAUAUUCACCUCUCCUACUGGCUUUUGCUGAAGAGGAUGGAGAUAAGUGGAUGAAUUCUCAUGUGACCACUUUUUCUGGCAUUGAUUCUUCCUACUCUUUACCUGAUAAUGUUGCAGUUAUAACUCUACAGGAGAUUGAUGAUGGAAAAAUUCUCCUCCGUUUAGCUCAUUUAUACGAGAUUGGAGAGGAUAAGGAUCUUUCGGUGAUGACGACUGUAGAACUUAAGAAGCUGUUCCCUGGAAAGAAGGUAGAAGAAAUGAUUGGCAAAGCUGCAGAAAUGAGCUUAUCUGCCAAUCAAGAAAGGACCGAAAUGGAGAAAAAGAGACUAGUGUGGAAAGCAGAAGGCUCAUCAAGAACACAAGCAGUGCUGAGGGGUGGACCUGUUGACCCCGCAAAACUGGUGGUUGAACUUGCUCCAAUGGAAAUCCGCACCUUUGUCAUUGACUUCGAUCACAAAUCCCACCAUGUUUUUGCUUCAUAA